AUGUCGCUGGGAAGCAUCAAGGCAGCCGUUGUCAACGGCAUAAGCGAAGCGACUGCAUGCCUGGUCAAUUUCAAUCUAGACUUCUCCCUGAUCAAAAUCGAAGCGCCUGAAGAAUUCUCACCAGUAGGGGCUGCGCUUUCCUCCCUCCGGCGCGAGUCCGCCGAGAGUGGACUUGUACAUACCACAGCGCGGAAACUGGGCGCGCUAUUCGAUCCUCUGCUCCCAGAUACCCCACAGUUAAUCAAGGCCUAUGGCUCUCGAGCGUCGGAAAUCGUCACCAAGUCAGAAGCAGGAAAUAAACACACCAAUUACGGAGUCUUCGAGAGCCAAGUGGGUGUCGAUGCAACAAGCAUCUGGGCUUCCGCAACCUCGGGAGCGGGUGCUAUCAAAGUCCACCUUUUGGCCUGCAUCCUCGCGCGCAUGUGGGAGCCCGGCGAGGCCACUGCGAUCUGGGACGAGAUUGUGAAUGUGCAAAAGCAAGACGUGAUGAACAGGUAUAAUGAAGGGGGCAGGGUGGAUAUGGUGUCUUGGGUCGUGGCCAAGCAACAGAUCAGCCGGAAGGAGCUGCGUGACUGGGACGCCAGCGCGCGGGCGUGGCUCUGUGCCGCCGAUAAAAUCAAGGCAGCUCAGCAGAAUCAAUUUCUGUUGGCCAUUGACAGAUUUGAUCUGAGAGUGGCUAGCCGCUCCCGCGCGUACGACAGCGUCAUCGAGGUGUGGAAGGAAACCCUGGUGGGGGUGGAAUUGCUGGUCAAUGGCUCGUCCCAGGAACUCCGCAGUGUGAAUCUGCUGCUGGGACUGUCUGCCUUGCAUCUCUACCCGGACCUGAAUGUCCUCACCAAGAGAGACCCACUGGUCCGACAGAACGAUGACCUGGUCCCUGGGAUUUUGACUAUCGGGCUCUCCAGAAACAGUACCAACGGCGACGCAGGCAUCCGAUGGUCCCUGCCCCUUGCGCAUCUACGGUAUUACGGUGACCCUGUCUACCGGACACGGCUCGCGCGUGUUGAGGGAUCCAGGCUAACGCUCGCCCAAUUUCGUCAGUUCAUCCUGGGCUGCGUUAUCGGCGGUUGGAACGUUGAUGCACGUCAAACGCAGGUCGCGUUGCAGUGGAUUAUUGAUCUAGAUCAGCAGCUCAAUGCAGCCAUUAUGGAGCACUUUAAAAAGAUUUCCCUGAUUGACUUGCACAAGUCCUGGCUUUCUAUUCUGGCGGAAGCCGCUCAAGACUACCUGUAUUCGGAUGACCUGGAUCGCAAGGUCUACGCGAGGUUGCUCAAUCUCGGCAGGCGCAAGGCCGGGCUUCUGGGAAAGCCGGAUCGGCCAUUCUUCGCACUCGGGGAACCGGAUAUCUUCGUGGAACUGCCUACACACGUCGAGGAAAGAAUCCUAUGUCUGCGGAAUAUCGCUCAAACCACCCCCUUUGAAGCCGGGGAUCUACUCAUCAGGUAUCGCCCCGCGCCGGCAGCGGAUUAUGAGUAUACGACGGCAAUUCCACGUCCCAAACGACAGUUCCAAAACAUGGAGGCUGAUAUCGAGCCCUUGGGCCAUACCCGUUGGUUGAACAUCAAUCCUCAAAGCUGCGAUCAACGGCAAAUUAAAAGAGCGGCCCAUGGUCACUAUUACUACAGCCCCGACAACGGGGGAAGUCGAGCUUCUGGGAGAGAAAAAAUUCGCCCUCUCGACUGCGAAUUGAUCCGGACCUUCAGGGUGGCGGGAGAAACGACAAUCCACUGGGACACACCCGGGGCUGCAGGUCGCUUAAACACCUUCAAAUACUGGAUUGGGGACGAAGACGAAGUAGCUCUGUUCUGUGCGCAGGACACCAUCUCUCCGCCUCAACUGAGGUCUGUCCCGUUGUCUGAGUUGACUCGGUUCUUCGAAACGGCGAAACCAAUGGCUUUAGACUUGCUCUUCGCCUUUGAUAAAGCUCUGCAGCGGAUGGGAGACUCGUAUCUCGCCUCACUUCGAGCGGUAGCCAGCAUGAUGGAUCUUUACAAGAUGCUUCCAGGAGCAACAAUUGACAUUAAAGUGAUUGACAGUCACCUUCCGUCUACAAGGUGGGUGGAGUCUCUGACUCUGGCGGAGUCCGGAAGACCUCAUCAGAGCAAACCCAAUAUCAUCGAAUUCGAGCCAGAAUCUUCGGAGCCAGAGACAGAGACAGAGACAGAAAGGGAGCCCGCAAAGGAAGGAUUGGCAGCCAACAGGUUCUAUUCUGCGAUCCGCAGAUCAAACGAUCAAUAUCACAGCCAGCAUUCGCAAGCCGAUCCAUCAGACAUCCCGGAGCAGGCAAGUGAUCUUUUUGAGGCUCAGAUGGAUAUGAUCAAUCUUGCAAAUAACGCCCCUGGCAUAAUGGAGGACGAGUUCGAUCCGACAGACGAUCUUUCACGGGACAAGCCUAAGCGCACCAUCCACGCUUCUCAGUUUAGUCUUCAUUUCGGGAGGCUUCUAGCCCCGUUCACAAUGACCCGCAGUGAGGCAUUCGCAUGCAUUAUUUUGCUCGAGUCUGGGAGAUACGACGUUCCGCCACAGAAUCUGACGGCAGUUAUGGCCAUUUCAAGCAAUGAUUCCCUUUUCAUUGCUGCGCCCAUGCUCUGUAGCCCCGCCGAUUCCCCCCCCGCUCAUGAGAUCCACCAUGUCACCGGAAACAUCGGGCAAGGGGGAAUGGCCUUACUGAUACCACCGGCUGAGCCUCGCGUCCGAAAAAGCACUAAUGAAAGCUGGCAUGUGUGCAAUCAUGAUCCAUGGGACGGGAAGUAUACGGACCACUUCGGCGGGACUUCCUUGCACCUCUCCUACACCGGCUACCACAUCCCUCUGGAUGUGGGUACACGCGGAGAACAGGAUUGGGAGAUAUAUUUGUUGGAGUCGGUCGUCAGUGUGCAUGAACAGGGCGAGUGGGUCGCUGAUCUUGACAUCCUCAAGGCUCUUCAAAGUCCGCUCCUGCUGAGAAUUCCUCCAGGGCAGGAGCAGGUGUCUCCAGAGGACGAGAAGAAGGGCGUCUGCAGCAGCCACACAUCUCUCCUAGGGCAAGAGCCUGUAAGUCGUGUCGGGCCUAUUGAGCUGGUUGCUAUUCAGAAUUGGGCCGAAUAUCUCCUGCGCCCCGAUCUGCCGUCCAUUGUGGUGGCAAGUUCCAAUUGGCAGGCGCAGCUCGCAGCGGCCGCCAUUACCAUCGCUCAAGGUAACGCAGCUUACAUUGUCAAUCAAGAUGCCUGUUGUUAUUGCGUCUGUGAAGCCGUCCGAAAGGCGCAGAAACCAGGGUCCGUUGUAUGCAUUUCUUGA
This is a messenger RNA of Aspergillus fischeri NRRL 181, 3276 nucleotides long. RefSeq lists its product as uncharacterized. The record is from RefSeq and is a predicted model, not a curated record. The transcript has a single exon. Lineage: Eukaryota; Fungi; Ascomycota; Eurotiomycetes; Eurotiales; Aspergillaceae. The coding region runs from base 1 to 3276 and encodes 1091 amino acids.